UUCCCAACGAAAACGGUAGAAAUAGAAAAAAUAGCCAAGAGAGGGACAACCAAAACCCUCUCUGAAAUCCCUAAUCCCUGCAAAUGGACAAAGAGAAACCCGCAACCAAACGGUCCCGGGACCACCACGACAAGCACCACCGCAGCCACCACCUCGACUCUGACCAUCACCACGGCCACGAUUCCCACCGUCGUUCGGAACGUAAAUCUUCAUCAUCGCGCCGUGAAGAACGCGAGAGAUCUUUCGAGAGGGAGGGUUCGAGGGAUAGGAAGCAUCGUGAGGAUUCCUACGAGGAAGCUGAAGCGAAGAAGAAGAGGAAAGAGAGGGAAGAGAGUGAGGAGAGAGGAGAGAAGAGGGCCAAAGUUACUGAAGGAAAUAGAGAGGUAAAAAGAGAGAGAAGAAAAUUUGGGGAUAAAGCAAAGGAAGAAGAAAUUGAGUUCUCCAAUGCUGCCAGUGGUGGUGAUCCAGUUCAAAAUGGUGCUGCUCUGGCAUCAUUACCAAGGACUGGUCACUCGCCAUCUACCAAGGUAUCUUCCGUUUCUACUGCUGAAAAUAAAGCAUAUAGUAUUACCGGAUCUCAUGAGGUUCCUGGAUCUAGUACAGAUGGCUCUUCUGCCGUUGGGAGAAGUGGUGGAAAUCUCUCUCUUGAUGCCUUAGCCAAAGCUAAAAAGGCUUUACAAAUGCAGAAAGAUUUAGCAGAGAAACUGAAGAAGAUACCUUUGUUGAAUAAAGGCACAGGCUCCAGUUCAGUGGCGACUGGUGUAACGGUUGAGGGACCAGUCUCAUCAGUGACUACAGCAAUUGCAAGUGGACUAUCAAGCUCGUCAGUGCUUCCUUCUACCUCUGCAGCAGCAGCCCCUAUGAAGCCACCUGCUGGUGGGGUGGCUGCUGUUCCUGGUCUUGCUUCAAUAUCAAACUUAGAAGCUGUUAAACGUGCUCAAGAAUUGGCUGCUAAGAUGGGAUUCCGCCAGGACCCUCAGUUUGCUCCUCUAAUAAACUUGUUCCCUGGACAGGUGCAAGCAGAUAUUCUGGUUCCUCAGAAACCAACCAAGGCACCUGUUCUACGUGUCGAUGCGCUUGGUAGAGAAAUUGAUGAACAUGGUAACAUUAUAAAUGCGACCAAACCAAGUAAUCUUAGCACCCUCAAGGUCAAUAUUAACAAGCAAAAGAAAGAUUCAUUCCAGAUCCUUAAACCUGAGCUAGAGGUGGAUGCAGAAUCAAACCCACAUUUUGAUGUGAGGAUGGGAAUCAAUAAAGAUAAGCUUCUUAGGCCAAAAAGGAUGACGUUUCAGUUUGUAGAGGAAGGGAAAUGGUCGAAAGAUGCUGAGAUCAUCAAAUUGAAGAGUCAAUUUGGUGAAGCAAAAGCAAAAGAGCUAAAGGCAAAGCAAGCACAGUUGGCAAAGGCAAAGGCUGAUAUAAAUCCAAAUUUGAUUGAGGUGUCAGAAAGAAUAACAAAGGAGAAAUUGAAAGACCCAAUUCCUGAAAUAGAGUGGUGGGAUCUGCCUAUUCUAGUUUCUGGUUCUUAUGAUGACAUCGCUGAUGGUGGUGUUAUGACCAAAGAUAAGCUGAAGAAGGAGAAGAUUACUAUUUAUGUUGAGCAUCCCAAACCAAUUGAGCCUCCUGCCGAGCCAGCUCCUCCUCCACCUCAGCCCCUGAAGCUAACAAAAAAGGAGCAGAAGAAACUUCGCACUCAGCGACGGCUGGCAAGGGAAAAGGAUAAACAGGAGAUGAUUAGACAGGGCCUAAUAGAACCUCCCAAGCCAAAAGUUAAGUUGAGCAAUUUAAUGAAAGUUCUAGGAUCUGAAGCUACCCAAGAUCCUACUAAGCUUGAAAUGGAAAUCCGUAGUGCUGCUGCUGAGCGGGAACAGGCUCAUGUGGAUAGAAACAUCGCUCGCAAGCUUACCCCUGCUGAGCGCCGUGAGAAGAAAGAGAGGAAGCUUUUCGAUGACCCAAAUACGGUGGAGACCAUUGUUUCGGUUUACAGGAUCAAUGACCUCUCACAUCCCAAGACCAGCUUUAAAGUUGAUGUUAAUGCCCAAGAAAACCGAUUAACCGGUUGUGCUGUGAUCUCCGAGGGUAUUAGCGUUGUAGUUGUGGAAGGUGGAAGCAAGUCCAUCAAGAGGUACGGGAAGCUCAUGCUUAGGCGAAUAAACUGGGCUGAAGCUGUAAACGACAAUGAUGAUGAUGGAGAUGAAGAUGAAGAGAAACCCCCUAACAAGUGUGUAUUAGUCUGGCAAGGUAGCGUUGCUAAAUCAAGUUUCAGCAGAUUUUCUGUUCAUGAGUGCAUCACUGAAGCAGCUGCAAGAAAGGUUUUUGCUGAUGCUGGAGUGGGCCAUUACUGGGACCUUGCGGUUAAUUUCACAGACGAUGAGUUUUGAUAUUAUUAAAAGGCAAUUUUCCCAAGUAUUUUCCCGCUUGACUUUAGAUUAUGAAAUGUUGUGAUUAAGAACUACUUUCCUGCAGUUGUUCUAUCAUCUUCUGUGCUAAUCAACUUUUCCAGGUUUUAAAUUAUCCUUAGUUGCAAAAACCGAAUCCGAUUCAAUGGAUAAUUAUCUAAACAGAUUUGGUUGUUUAAA
Molecule: messenger RNA, 2576 nt
Organism: Gossypium raimondii (Peruvian cotton)
Lineage: Eukaryota; Viridiplantae; Streptophyta; Magnoliopsida; Malvales; Malvaceae
Product: protein RDM16
Exons: 6
Coding region: 84-2378 (764 amino acids)
Biological process (GO): mRNA splicing, via spliceosome
Cellular component (GO): U4/U6 x U5 tri-snRNP complex
Source: RefSeq, a predicted model, not a curated record